This is a messenger RNA of Rhea pennata, 1235 nucleotides long. It is a transcript of the gene FOXD3, whose product is annotated as forkhead box D3. NCBI's taxonomy places the organism in Eukaryota, Metazoa, Chordata, Aves, Rheiformes, Rheidae. Bases 24 to 1229 code for a protein of 401 amino acids. Gene Ontology annotation, biological process: cell differentiation; regulation of transcription by RNA polymerase II; anatomical structure morphogenesis. The record is from RefSeq and is a predicted model, not a curated record. Gene Ontology annotation, molecular function: DNA-binding transcription factor activity, RNA polymerase II-specific; RNA polymerase II cis-regulatory region sequence-specific DNA binding. The transcript has a single exon.
GCGGCCGCGGCCCCGGCGCGGGCAUGACCCUGUCGGGCGGCGGCAGCGACAUGUCCGGCCAGGCCGUGCUGGCGGCCGAGGACGUGGACAUCGACGUGGUGGGCGAGGGCGACGACGGGCUGUGCAAGGAGAGCGACGGCGAGGCCGGCAGCCCCGGCGCGCUGCCGCGGCUGCCGCUGGACGAGGCGGCCGAGGCGGCGCUGCCCGCGGAGCCCGGCGCGGGCGCGGAGAGCGGCAGCAGCGGGCGCGGCAGCCCGGCCGAGGCGGCGCCCGGCGGCGCGGCCGACGGCGGCAAGGGGGGCGGCGGGGACGAGGGGGCGAGCGGCGGCGGCGGCGCGGCGGGGCAGAGCAAGCCCAAGAGCAGCCUGGUGAAGCCGCCCUACUCGUACAUCGCCCUCAUCACCAUGGCCAUCCUGCAGAGCCCGCAGAAGAAGCUGACGCUCAGCGGCAUCUGCGAGUUCAUCAGCAACCGCUUCCCCUACUACCGGGAGAAGUUCCCCGCCUGGCAGAACAGCAUCCGCCACAACCUCUCGCUCAACGACUGCUUCGUCAAGAUCCCCCGGGAGCCCGGCAACCCGGGCAAGGGCAACUACUGGACGCUGGACCCCCAGUCCGAGGACAUGUUCGACAACGGGAGCUUCCUGCGCCGCAGGAAGCGCUUCAAGCGCCACCAGCAGGAGCACCUGCGGGACCAGACGGCGCUCAUGAUGCAGGGCUUCGGCGCCUACAGCCUCGCCGGGCCCUACGGCCGCCCCUACGGGCUGCACCCCGGCGCCUACGCGCACCCGGCGGCGGCGGCCGCCGCGCUGCAGUACCCCUACAUCCCGCCCGUGGGGCCCAUGCUGCCGCCCGCCGUGCCGCUGCUGCCGUCCAGCGAGCUCAGCCGCAAAGCCUUCAACUCGCAGCUCAGCCCCAGCCUCCAGCUGCAGCUCAACAGCCUGGGCGCCGCCGGCUCCAUCAUCAAGUCGGAGCCCAGCAGCCGCCCGUCCUUCAGCAUCGAGAACAUCAUCGGCGUGCCGGCCGCCAGCUCGGCCGCCAGCGCGCAGACUUUCCUGCGGCCGCCCGUCACCGUGCAGUCGGGCCUGGUGGCCCACCAGCCGCUGGCGCUGGCGCGGACCACGGCGGCCAUCGCCCCCAUCCUCAGCGUGCCUACGAACAUCAUCUCGGGCCAGUUCCUGCAGCCCGCCGCCCCCGCCGCCGCCGUGCAGGCCAAGUGGCCGGCGCAGUAGGGAGCC